AUGGCAGUUAGCAUUGGUUCCCAGGGCGAGUGGCAGCGCAUCCUCGGCUCGUCCACCAUUGUCGUCGCAGACUUCUACGCCGACUGGUGCGGCCCAUGCAAGAUGAUCGCGCCGACGUUCGAGUCGCUGGCCACCAAGUUCUCCAAGCCCGGCAAGAUCACCUUCUGCAAGGUCAACACCGACAGCCAGCAGGCCGUCGCCUCGGCCCACGGCGUCCGCGCCAUGCCCACCUUCCUGAUCUUCAAGAGCGGCUCCGUCAUCGACACCAUCCAGGGCGCCAACCCGCCCGCCCUCACGGCCGCCGUCGAGAAGGCUGUCAAGCUGGCCGGCACCGCCGCCCCCGGCGCCUCGUUCAAGACGCCCGGCCGAACCCUGGGCGGGCCGGCUGCUGGUGCCGCCGCUGCAGCGCGCAGCUCUGGCGGGCGCUCCCUCAGCCGGCCCUCGAGCCUGAGCAUGUUCAACAUCUUCAAUAUGCUGAUGACCUUUGUCGGGCUCUACUUUGUGACCCUCUUCUCCUUUGACGCAUACAAGGCGGCCGAGAACUCGGACUUCAAUGUCCACAAGCCGCGCUCCCAGACGUUCGGAAGGGGGCAGGCCACGGGGCAGGCCACAGGGCAGCCAGGGAACAAAGGUGGACCAGCUCGCCCGUCGACUGGGGUGAGGACGCUCGCAGACUUUGGAAACUAA
This is a messenger RNA of Neoarthrinium moseri, 687 nucleotides long. RefSeq lists its product as uncharacterized. NCBI's taxonomy places the organism in Eukaryota, Fungi, Ascomycota, Sordariomycetes, Amphisphaeriales, Apiosporaceae. The coding region runs from base 1 to 687 and encodes 228 amino acids. The transcript is spliced from 3 exons. The record is from RefSeq and is a predicted model, not a curated record.